This is a messenger RNA of Fragaria vesca subsp. vesca, 4670 nucleotides long. RefSeq names its product nuclear pore complex protein Nup155-like. The transcript is spliced from 13 exons. Lineage: Eukaryota; Viridiplantae; Streptophyta; Magnoliopsida; Rosales; Rosaceae. Gene Ontology annotation, molecular function: structural constituent of nuclear pore. The record is from RefSeq and is a predicted model, not a curated record. The coding region runs from base 55 to 4509 and encodes 1484 amino acids. Gene Ontology annotation, cellular component: nuclear pore; nuclear pore inner ring. Gene Ontology annotation, biological process: protein import into nucleus; RNA export from nucleus; transcription-dependent tethering of RNA polymerase II gene DNA at nuclear periphery.
AUCGAACCUCCCGCGCCGCAUUUCAAAUCUUCAUUCAGUUUCCGGCAACCAGUCAUGUCGCAGGAGGACGGCGUCAAACUGCGUGACGUCACCAGCACGGGCAUUGUCAUCAGUAACCGGAUCGGUAAAGAAGUCGCGUCCCAGCUCGAUCUCGAAGAGUCACUAGAAGCUUCCCGAUACGCAAGCCACCCCUACGCUACUCAUCCCAGAGAGUGGCCGCCGUUGGCGGAAGUGGUGGAUACUUGGGAGCUGCCUCCGGUGCUUAUCGAGAGAUAUAAUGCAGCUGGCGGGGAAGGAACUACAUUGUGUGGGAUAUUUCCUGAGAUUCGCAGGGCGUGGGCAUCGAUAGAUAAUUCCUUGUUUCUGUGGCGUUUCGACAAGUGGGAUGGACAAUGUCCUGAAUAUAGUGGGGAGGAUCAAGCUAUUUGUGCUGUUGGCCUUGCUAAAUCUAAACCUGGUGUUUUUGUUGAAGCUAUUCAGUAUCUUUUGAUUUUGGCAACACCUGUUCAGUUAAGUCUUGUUGGAGUGUGUUGCUCUGGAGGGGGUGAUGGCACAGAUCCAUAUGCAGAGGUCACACUACAGCCAUUGCCAGACUAUACUGUACCGUCUGAUGGGAUCACCAUGACUUGUAUCACAUGUACGGAGAAGGGUCGUAUUUUACUGGCUGGGCGUGACGGCCACAUCUAUGAGUUACAUUAUUCAACUGGAUCAAGCUGGCAAUCAAGAUGUAGGAAAGUUUGUCUGACUGCUGGUGUUGGAAGUAUUAUUUCCAGAUGGGUGGUACCUAAUGUUUUCAAGUUUGGAGCUGUUGAUCCUAUCAUUGAAAUGGUGUUUGAUAAUGAGAGACACAUAUUGUAUGCAAAAACUGAAGAAAUGAAACUCCAGGUUUUUGUUCUGGGGCAAAAUGCUAAUGGACCAUUAAAGAAAGUGGCAGAAGAAAAAAAUUUGAUCAAUCUGAGGGAUGUUCAUUAUGGAGGUAGACAAGCAACUGGACCUAGAGCUCCAAAUAGAACGACAAAGUCAUCUAUAGUUUGUAUAUCACCAUUGUCUACUCUUGAAUCGAAGUCUCUACACCUUGUCGCUGUUUUGUCAGAUGGGAGAAGGAUGUACCUUACCACUUCUCCAUCUAGUGGGAAUUUGGGUGGUUUUAAUACAGACCGUGACAAACCUAGCUGUUUAAAAGUUGUGACAACUAGGCCUUCUCCUCCUCUAGGGCUUAGUGGUGGACUUGCCUUUGGAUCAAUGUCUCUUGCUGGUAGACCUCAGAAUGACGAUCUCUCCCUAAAGGUUGAGGCUGCACAUUAUUCUGCUGGAACUCUUGUCCUUUCUGAUUCAUCUCCGCCAACAAUGUCAUCUCUUCUUAUUGUAAACCGUGAUUCAAGCACGCUAUCUGCUGGUUCAAGUACUCUGGGGACAAGUUCAAGGAGUUCUCGGGCAUUACGGGAAUCUGUGUCUUCUUUACCAGUUGAAGGGCGAAUGCUUUUUGUUGCAGAUAUUUUACCCUUGCCUGAUACUGCAACCGCCAUACUGUCUUUGUAUUCAGCAAUUGAAUAUGGUGGAUAUGAAAGCCUUGAGGAGUCAUGUGAGAAGGUAUCUGGAAAGCUUUGGGCCAGAGGCGAUCUUUCAAUCCAACAUAUAUUACCAAGGAGGCGAUUUGUCGUUUUCAGUACUAUGGGCAUGAUGGAAAUAGUUUUCAAUAGGCCAGUAGACAUUCUGAGGAGGUUGUUUGAGUCCAACUCACCCAGGUCAAUCUUGGAAGAAUUCUUCAAUCGUUUUGGUCCUGGUGAAGCGGCUGCCAUGUGUUUAAUGCUAGCAGCCAGGGUAGUCCAUUCUGAAAAUCUUAUAAGCAAUGUUGUUGCUCAGAAGGCAGCUGAAGCUUUCGAGGACCCAAGAUAUGUUGGAAUGCCACAACUGGAGGGAAACAAUGCAUUAUCCAACACUAGAACAGCUGCAGGGGGAUUUAGCAUGGGACAGGUUGUUCAGGAGGCUGAGCCUGUGUUUUCAGGUGCACAUGAAGGGCUUUGUUUAUGCUCUGCAAGGUUGCUUUUUCCUGUCUGGGAACUUCCUGUGGUGAUUGUAAAAGGCAGUUUGGGUUCCACAGGCGCUAUUUCAGAAAAUGGGUUAGUCGUAUGCAGGCUCUCUAUUGAGGCUAUGCAAGUGCUUGAAAACAAAAUUCGUUCACUAGAGAAGUUUCUAAGGUCUAGAAAGAACCAAAGGAGGGGCCUUUAUGGCUGUGUUGCUGGUUCAGGAGACUUGACUGGCUCUAUUCUUUUUGGAGCCAGUUCAGAACUAGGUGCUGGUGACCACAUGGUUAGAAACUUAUUUGGUGCCUACUCUCGGACUACUGAGUCUAAUGCUGGUGGCUCAUCUAAUAAAAGGCAGAGAUUACCAUAUAGUCCUGCUGAAUUGGCAGCCUUGGAGGUCAGGGCCAUGGAAUGCAUUAGGCAGUUACUACUUCGAUCUAGUGAAGCCUUGUUUCUGCUCCAGCUUCUUUCACAGCACCAUGUAACUCGCUUGGUCGAGAGCUUUGAUGCUAAUCUACGACAAUCAUUACUUCAAAUGACAUUCCAUCAGUUAGUUUGCUCUGAGGAAGGAGACCGUCUUGCUACGAGGCUCAUAUCUGCUCUAAUGGAGUAUUAUACUGGUCCUGAUGGCAGGGGGGCAGUAGAUGAUGUUAGUUCAAGACUACGGGAUGGUUGUCCAAGCUACUAUAAGGAGUCUGAUUACAAGUUUUUUCUAGCGGUAGAGUGUCUUGAGAGAGCUGCUGUACUUCCAGAUCCUGUGGAGAAAGAUAAUCUUGCAAGAAAAGCCUUUGACUUUUUAAGCAAAGUUCCAGAAUCUGCUGAUUUACGAACUGUUUGCAGACGGUUUGAAGAUUUAAGAUUUUAUGAAGCUGUGGUUCGCUUACCUUUACAAAAGGCACAGGCUCUUGACCCUGCAGGUGAUGCUUUUAAUGACCAAAUCGAUGCAGCAGAUCGAGAAUAUGCAGUUGCUCAACGUGUACAGUGUUAUGAAAUUAUCAUCAGUGCACUGCGUUCUCUAAAAGGUGACCCUUCACAGAGGGAGUUCAGUUCUCCUCUUAGGCGUGCUGCUGCACAGCCCGUCCUUGAUCAGGCCUCUCGGAACAAGUAUAUAUGCCAGAUUGUUCAGCUUGGCAUCCAAUCUCCUGACAGAUUAUUUCAUGAGUACUUGUACCGUGCUAUGAUUGAUUUGGGACUUGAAAAUGAGUUGUUGGAGAACGGAGGUCCUGAUCUAGUACCCUUUUUACAAAGUGCUGCCCGUGAACAUAUACAAGAGGUAACAUCAGUGACCUCCGUGGCUUCUCCAAUGGGACAUCCUGGAACAUCUAUUCCAUCCAAUCAAGCCAAAUUUUCUGAGCUUUUGGCACGGUACUAUAUCUUGAAGAGGCAACAUCUGCUUGCAGCUCAUGUAUUGUUAAGACUGGCAGAAAGGCGAUCCCCUAAUUCAGGGGAUGUUCCUACUCUAGAUGAAAGGUACAACUACUUGAAAAAUGCAGUCAUACAGGCAAAAAAUGCUAGUAGUGAUGGCCUGGUAGGCUCUGCACAUGGUGCUUAUGAUAAUGGGCUUUUAGAAUUGUUGGAAGGAAAGCUUGCUGUUCUCCGUUUUCAAAUAAAGAUCAAACAGGAACUUGAGGUUUUAGUCUCUAAAGCAGAAGAUUUGCCUGAUGCAUCUGAGUCCAAUGGAACUGACCCCAAUAGCACUGAAACGGCUGAUUCCAAUUUCAUAAAUAUUGCACGAGAAAAGGCUAAAGAGCUAUCUUUAGACUUGAAGAGUAUAACUCAGCUAUACAAUGAGUAUGCUGUACCAUUUGAACUUUGGGAGAUUUGUCUGGAGAUGCUGUACUUUGCGAGCUAUUCUGGUGAUCCAGAUAGUAGUAUGGUUAGAGAAACUUGGGCCAGAUUGAUUGACCAAUCUCUUUCAAGAGGUGGUGUUGCUGAAGCUUGUUCAGUAUUGAAGAGAUUUGGUGCUGACAUUUAUCCUGGAGAUGGAGCUGUGUUACCCUUAGACACACUUUGUCUUCAUCUUGAGAAAGCUGCACUGGAAAGACAGGAGUCCGGGGUUGAGUCUGUUGGAGAUGAAGAUGUAGCAAGGGCUCUUCUUGCUGCUUGCAAGGGUGCAACUGAGCCUGUAUUGAACACAUAUGAUCAGUUAUUAACAAGUGGUGCUAUCUUACCCUCACCCAACCUCAGGCUACGCCUUCUCCGUUCAGUACUCGUGAUACUCCGGGAGUGGGCAAUGUCAUUAUUUGCACAGAGAAUGGGUACAAGUAAUACCGGAGCUUCUUUAAUAUUAGGUGGAACAUUUUCAGGGGAGCAGAGAACAGUCAUUAACCAGGGGGUUCGAGAUAAGAUCUCUAGUGCAGCCAACAGGUAUAUGACUGAGGUACGGAGGUUGGCUCUUCCACAGCAUCUUACUGAACCUGUUUUCCAGGGGUUUCGAGAACUUGAAGAGUCGCUCUUGAGUCCCUUCCCUUUUGAUCGUUAUUGAUUGUUCAUCGCGCCAUAUAUUGUGUUGUACGAUAUUUCUCUGGUUAGAAGCAGUAGUUGCUUGUACAUCGGAUAUUCUUGUAAUCUUGUGCAAGAGACUGACUCGAUUUUGGAAAAGCAUUACUAACAGUUUAAUAAAAAAAUUGUAUGCCCCAUUACUCC